AUGGCACUGUACGCCAUCAUCGCCGGAGUCGGUCCUGGCACUGGGGCGACGAUCGCACGAAAGUUCGCAAAGGCAUACCCUGUCGUCCUCCUCGCGCGCAACGAGGACAGCUUCAAGCCCAUCGUCGCCGAGAUCGAGCGCGACGGCGGGCGGGCGUUUGGCGUGGCUGCCGAUGUCUCGUCUCGCGAGAGCCUGAAUGCCGCGCUGUCGACUGCGGAGAAGAGCCUGGGGAGCUUGGAUCGCUGUGCUGCGGCCAUAUUCAACGCCAGCGCGAGGCCUUCACCCAAGUCGUUCUUGGAAUUGUCGGAGCAGGAGUUCUUGAGUCCGUUCACGGUCAGCGCUCAAGGAGGCUUCCACUUCACGCAAGCAGUCCUCCCAAAGUUGCUCAAUUCGGUCGGCACCGAUGUCAAGUACCCUCCAACGCUGCUCUUCACAGGCGCCACCGCGUCCAUCAAGGGUUCUGCAAGGUUCGCCCCUUUUGCGGUCGCGAAAUCGGCCGGACGCAUCAUGGCACAGUCACUGGCACGGGAGUACGGUCCGCAAGGCGUGCACGUGGCUCACAUGGUGAUUGACGGCAUUAUCGACCUUCCGCUGACCCGGGAGUACAUGCCUGACGCGAAACCUGAUGCAUUGAUCUCUCCAAAUACGAUUGCCGACACGUACUGGUAUGUUCACACGCAGCCAGCGAGUGGUUUCACGCACGAGCUGGAGAUAAGGCCCAGCGCGGAGAAGUGGUAG
Messenger RNA from Cyphellophora europaea CBS 101466, 738 nucleotides. RefSeq lists its product as uncharacterized. The transcript has 4 exons. Bases 1 to 738 code for a protein of 245 amino acids. The record is from RefSeq and is a predicted model, not a curated record. NCBI's taxonomy places the organism in Eukaryota, Fungi, Ascomycota, Eurotiomycetes, Chaetothyriales, Cyphellophoraceae.